Molecule: messenger RNA, 378 nt
Organism: Hansenula ciferrii
Lineage: Eukaryota; Fungi; Ascomycota; Saccharomycetes; Phaffomycetales; Wickerhamomycetaceae
Exons: 1
Coding region: 1-378 (125 amino acids)
Source: RefSeq, a predicted model, not a curated record
AUGAAAUUAUCAUCAAUUUUCCUACAAGGUUUACUCUUAUCAGGUAUUAUGGCUUCACCAGUUGCUACAGAAAGUUCAAUCAACACUGAAAACUUAUCCUUACCUGGAAAUUUCACUGAUCCAAUUAUAUCAGAAGCUGCAGGUAAAGGGUAUCUUUGUAAUGAUGCUAACCCAAAUAAUGCUCUUUGUUAUGGAAGUGUCAAAAAGUGUAUCUAUAUGACCACUGGUGCUGGUAAACAAAAGAACUUAGUUGAUUAUGCUACUAAGAUUUGUAAGUUUUAUUGCAGUGAACUUAAAUCAGCUACUCAAUGCAAACAAAGCAAAGUUAAAGCAAAUUACCAUCCAAAAUGGAAAUGUGAUGAUUUAAAAUAUUGCUAA